This is a messenger RNA of Diorhabda carinulata, 3440 nucleotides long. Its product is annotated as aspartyl/asparaginyl beta-hydroxylase. Gene Ontology annotation, molecular function: peptidyl-aspartic acid 3-dioxygenase activity; protein binding. NCBI's taxonomy places the organism in Eukaryota, Metazoa, Arthropoda, Insecta, Coleoptera, Chrysomelidae. Gene Ontology annotation, biological process: peptidyl-aspartic acid hydroxylation. Gene Ontology annotation, cellular component: endoplasmic reticulum. The record is from RefSeq and is a predicted model, not a curated record. The coding region runs from base 405 to 3365 and encodes 986 amino acids. The transcript is spliced from 14 exons.
GGAAAUAUAUUUUUGUAAUGAACCUGAUGAGAUAAAACAAAAAGUAUAGAACAGAACGUCUUAAGUUAAAAUUGAGAAGUCGAUAAAAAGUUGUUACCAUCUAACAAAAAGUGAUCAUUACUUAGUAAAAACAAAAACAGGCGCUUUGUGGAAUCUAUGAAUCUAUUCAUAAAUUCAACAGUGUUAACCUAGAAGAAAUUCGUCAUAGCAACAGACUCAUCAAGUAUAAUUUGAGUGUAAGAUCGUCUAAGCUCGACAGUAAUCGACUAAAAAAGUGUGCAGACUGACUUAACUCAAUACUGCGUUGCGCGAUCUGCUAAAAUCAGUUAGAAACACAUUUUCGAAAGAAAAAAAAAAGAGAUCGUGUAUGGUGGUGUUACCUUUACCCUAACCCCGUCUACAAAAUGUCGGGAGACGUACAACCGAGGAAAAGAAAGGACAAGAAAAAAAGAAAAGACGAUGGAGACCAAAUUCCUGAAAAGCUCCACGUUCCUCUUCUUACUAAUAAUAAUUUAAAUAAUGAAGAUGUUAACAUUCACCUUCACAAGGAUGAAGGGACAGGGGGUGGAAUUUGUGCGAAGUUUGUGUUUUUCAUUUUAUUCUCUGCAUUAACUGUACUUAUUGGCCUUAUAAUUACAGAGUAUAGAGGACUGACAGAUCUUGAAACGACAGAUCCGAAUUCUAAAUUUUCUCAGUUAUUUGAAGGCUGGGUUGACUCUAAUAGUCAUGAUGAUCACGAUGAACACGUUUUAGAUGCUAUCGAUGGUGACCAUGUCGAAAAUCACGGUGAAGAUCACAACGAUAUUUCAUACGAAGAAGAUCUUGGCGAUUAUGUAGACGAAGAAGGUAAUGAGGAUCAUUCGGAUGAAGAUGAUCAUGAAGAUGAAGAAUUAGUUGAUGCUAGGAAUCGCAAAGAGCAAGAUGAGAAUAAUGAGGAAUUAGAACCUAUAGAUGACAGUUAUGAAGAUGAAGAACCUGAAGAGGAGGAUAGAGAGGAAAUAGAUGACGAGGAAGAAGAUGAUGAGGAUAUUGAUUCCGUAGAGGAAGCUAAAGAAUUCGUUGCUUCUGAAGAAGAUGAUAUUGAACAAGAUGAGGAUGAGCCUGACGAUAACCAAAAUGAAGAUUAUAAGCAUAAAGAACUGGAUGAUAAUGAACAAAAAGAUUUUAAUGAAAACGAUGAAGAUGACGAUCAAGACAUAGAACAAGAUGAUGAGGACCAAGAAGAUGAUAGACUUGUUUCUGAAGAAAAAUUGGCUGAUGAUAAGGAUAUUGAUAGCAAAGAGGGUGAUCUUGAUCUUCAUCAGGAAGAGGAACUAAAUGAAGAUAUAACUUCCGAUAAAGAUAGCAAAGAAAAAAGUCAAAACAAUAACGAUGUAGAUGAUGAUAACAUAGAUGAAAAAAAAGAGGAAAAUAUACAGCUGAAAUCAAAAACGAAGGAAACUGUUGAACAAGACCAAGAAAAAAUAGAAAAUGGCAGCGUAGAAAGUUCCGGUAUGGCCGUGAAAAUUGGUGUUGGGCUAGCCCUUCUAGUGGUUGCGCAUCUCGUGUUGGUAAAAAAAUGGAGAAACGCUGGUGAUGACACGCUGCCAUUCGAUAAACCACCUCCAGUAAUCCAAGAUCGAAGAAAUACAAUAAUUGUCCCUCGAGCAUUCAAAGAAGUAGAACCAGAUAUGGAGCAGGUUCAAGAAGACUUUUCUGAUGAGGACGAAGGGGAGGAGGAAGAUGACGAGAACAAUAUGGAAGAAAGAUCAGAUGUUAAUUCUACUAAAGCUAAAUAUGAGGAACUUGCGACUGCCUACACACGACCUGUUUUACAAUCAAAUCUCAACAAUGAAGAUAUUCACGGAGACUACGAGUACGACGACGAAGAAGACGAACAAUAUGAAGAGGAAAUCGAAGAAGAAGAGGAAGAAGAAUAUGACAAUGAAGAAGCUGAAGAUGUGGAUGACGAAGAUGAGGAAUUGCUUCAACGACUGGAGGCUCGAUAUGGAAAACUUCAAAAAGAUAAUGACACUAAAUCUACAGAAAACAGAGAUUCUGACUUUGCUCAGAGGUUAGAAGUUGAUGAGUAUGAAUAUACCAAUAUAACAAAUGAAGAUGACUAUAAUAUUAAAGACGACAUUGAUGAGGCACAAAAUUCUGUUGAAAAUGAUACUUCGCAUGCAAUUGUGCUUUUUGAUAAGAUCCUCCAAAAAUUCCCAUUCUCACCUCGAUCUCUCUUCGGAAAAGCAUUGGCAUUAGACAUUCUGGCAGAUAAAAAAAGAAGCAAUGACAUACUAAAGAAAUCUCUUCAUAUUUAUGUACAGUUACUUCAAACAAAAAAAGUACCACCAGCUUUAUAUCAACUAGCUGCAGAGAGAUGUAUAAAUCGAAUGAGAUUUAUAGGACAAUAUAAGAAUACUAUUGCCAUACAUAAACUAAUUAUAAGUAGAUUUCCGAACGACCCGAAACAUUUAAAUAAUUUGGUAGUCACCUAUUUAACUAUUAAUAGGAUAGAAGAUGCAAAAUCUAUAUUGAAACAGAUAUUAAGGAAAUGGCCAGAGAAUGGUUUUGCUUUGGUACAUUAUGGCUUCAUUUUAAAAACUUGGGAUAACGAUUUAGAAAAAGCUGUAGUUUAUCUUAAAAAAGGGAUAAGCACCAAAGAGGAAGGUGUAAUUGAUGGUAGAUUUUAUUUCCAUCUUGGAGAUGCUUUAGUUCGUUUAGGUAAACCCGAGGAAGCCGCUGAGAUUUAUGAAGAAGGAAGAAUAAAUAAAUUAUUUUUAUCUAAAAACCAAAGAUCUUUAUAUAAUGUUCCACACUUAUCGGCCAAACCAUGGUGGAACUCCAAGGAUGUUCCAUCUUACUCAAAAUCCCUCGAUUUAUUAGUAGCUUCAUGGGAACAAAUAAGAAAAGAGGGUUUAUCUAUCUUAAAUGAGAAAGGAUAUUUUAAAGAUGAAUCUGAAAACCUAAAACAUACUGGUGAAUGGAAACAAUUCGAAUUAUAUACAAGAGGGCAAAAAAACAUUAAAAAUUGUAAAAUUUGUCCGAUUACGUGUAGUAUAAUUUAUCAAAUCCCAGAAGCCAGGACUUGUAAAAGAGGACAAACUAAGUUUAGUGUUAUGCAUCCUGGUACACAUAUAUGGCCUCAUUGUGGUCCUACAAACUGUCGACUAAGAGUACAUUUAGGUCUUAAAAUUCCUUCGAAUACUUUUAUAAGAGUGGCAGAUGAUGUCAAAAGUUGGAAAGAAGGUGAAGUACUUAUUUUUGAUGAUAGUUUUGAACAUGAAGUAUGGCAUAAUGGAACAGAUUUUCGUUUGAUUUUAAUUAUGGAUAUAUGGCAUCCAGAACUAACACUGUCUGAAAUAAAUAGUCUUUUACCAAUUUAAUUAUAUGAAUAUCUAGCAUCUUUCAUGGAAUAUUUAUGGGUCUGUGUUUAUUAAACGUUACAUAUUUUUCACAAA